UUUUGGAAAUAAAAUAAAAGCCAAACAAGAUGUGAAGCAGUCGAGUUGGUAGAGGGGAACCAAAAAGUAGUGUGAGUGUUGACCUAUCAAACUAUCUUCAGUUUAAGCUCUAGCUAGGGUGUUAUCGUGUCAACAUGACUUCCAGCUCUCCAAAUCGUACCUUCUUGUAUAUAGCCGCAUGUGCAGCUAAUAUUGCGGCUUUUGUCUGCGGAACUGGUUUUGGAUGGACUUCACCAGAACUUCCCAAACUUAAAGACAAUACUACAAGUCCAUUAGAUCACGAACUAACAGAUACUCAGGAAGGAUGGAUUGGUUCGUUUUUACCACUAGCAGCAGCCAUUGGACCGAUCGGAGGAGGGGUUUUAGCUGAUAUAAUCGGAAGGAAGAAGACGUUAUUACUUGGAACGUUACCGUUUAUAGUAGCAUACAUUUUAAAUAUAUUUGCGAAAUCCGUAUUCAUCUUCUAUAUUGGACGGUUCCUUUCUGGAAUUGGAGUGGGGAUAAUAUUUACAGUGUUGCCCAUGUACAUUGGAGAAAUAUCAGAUGAUGAUGUAAGAGGAUCCCUUGGGUCUUUCAUGCAAUUUUUCAUAGUGAUAGGGCUACUAUUUUCAUAUGCCAUUGGACCAUUCGUAAGCAUUGCAACAUUUAAUAUUAUCUUGGUAAUUCCUCCUGUUCUCUUCAUGAUAAUAUUCUUGAUAUUUAUACCAGAUAGUCCUUGCUAUCUUCUUCAAACUAAAAACACCAAAGAUGCACUAGAAGCGUUGAUUAGAUUAAGAGGAAGAGAAAUAUCGUUUGUUCAAAAAGAGAUGGAGGUUAUGAAAGUACAGGUAGAAAAAGAGCAGCGAGAUAAAGGAAACUUUUUUGAUAUCUUCAAAUGUAAAGGACUUAGAACUGCAUUAUUUUUAUCUGUGGGUUUGGUGGCAUUUCAACAAUUAUCUGGAAUUAAUAUCAUCUUAUUCUAUUCACAAAAUCUUUUUACGGAUGCAGGUGUAGCUUUGGCACCAGAAAUAUGUACAAUUAUUAUAGGAGUAGUUCAGAUUAUUGCAAGCGGUUGCACCCCACUUCUUGUUGAAAAAUGGGGUAAAAGAUACCUUCUGCUGCUUUCGGGUGUAGGAAUGGCUCUAUCGGAAGGAGUCCUAGCAUUCUUCUUUUACCUUAAAGAUGACAAACAAAGCGACGUUUCUAGUAUUGGUUGGUUACCCAUAGCAAGUAUGGUUGUGUACAUCAUAACAUAUUGCCUAGGUUUCGGUCCUCUUCCGUGGGCAGUCAUGGGCGAGCUUUUCCCAGGAAAUAUUAAAUCUGUCGCAUCAUCGGCUACAGCUUCAAUGUGUUGGAUUUUAGGGUUCUUUAUUACAAAUUACUUUGGAUUGUUAACACAACUAAUAGGUAAAUCAGGUUCAUUUGGAUUUUUUACAGGUUGGUGUUUGAUAGCAAUUGCUUUUGUUUACAAGUUUCUUCCAGAAACUACAGGCAAAAAUGUCCAUGAGAUUCAGUAUAUCUUAAGUGGAGGUAGUAGGAAGCCAUCUUAUCAAAUUUAGAAAUUAUUAAUAUUGUUUGCAUUAUAUUUGUGUUAAAUUUUAUCUGUGGCUCUGUGUUAAAUAUUUUUUAUCUUUACUAAAAUGUAAGCACUAAUAGAUCUCUAAGAAAAUAUUUACCGCUACAGAUUCAGCUAUUUUCAGUUACCAUUGCACAAAAUGGUAAUAUUUAGUAUAAAAUUAAAAGAAAGAGGGAUAUGUAAUAAAAAUUUUAGUUUACGAUUAGUAGUACUAGAGUAGUAGCAAAAGUACUGCAAAACCAAGUUAGAUAGGUAAAGGCUCCAUUAUAUAUUAUUUAUUGUUAGAAUUGCAUUACAACUCAUCCAUUAGUAAAAAUGUAUGCCAUUUUUAUUCAGUUGCAAUGCGAAGGCAAAAGAAUGUUAUUUUUCACUUGGAAUACGGAGCGCAGUCCAGCACUCUGAAUCGACGAUUUUCGACUCUUGUUGGAGUCUCAUCGGAGAGAACGUAGGCCUGCUGCUAUCUGCUCGAAGUGACCAAACCAUGAAAGUUUAUCCCCGCAUUGCAACUGACGUGUAUGGAGUAGGUGACUAGCGUCAUAUGUCAACUGAAAGGUAAAGUUUUCAAUCCUAAUAGCAACAUUAAUAAUAUUAAAAUAUAUUAAAAAUAUUACUAAAAGAUUUCUAAAUUGAAAACUUAUUGGUCCAUGCCCUGGUAACACCUCCAUGGCUUCUAAAAUUUGCAAGCCAGAUGAAUGCUGCAGUGAAGACAAGAGGGAAUUCUAAAAAGUUGCAAUUCACAACCCCCGUCUGCGGCUUGGUAAAGUUCCAACGGAAAAUGGACCUAGUUACUCUAUAGGAGCAAUACUAAUAUAAUGUAUACCAUUUUUAUUCAGUUGCAAUAUGAAUGAAGGCAAAACAAUCUUAUUCUUCACUUAGAACAGGGAGCGCAGUCCAGCACUCUGAAUCGAAGAUGUUCGACUCUUAUUGGAGUCAUCAUCGGAGAGGCGUAGGCCUGCUGCUCUCUGCUCGAAGUGACCAAACCUUUACCUUUUUGUUCCAAUAGUCUUUAUAGAAUUUGAAACUUUGAAAACCUGGGAGACACCUACACCAGAAGAUAUAGUACCAGAAUAUCAAAUGAUUCCAAAGAAUGACUCAUUAAUCAUCAUUAAUGGCUCGAUGGCCUUUUUGGUCUUGACUCUUCCAGGAUUCCUCUCCAUUGUGAUCUUGUUCGUGUUUUUUUCUCCAAUUUUUAUUUUUAAGGUUGCUAUAUUAUUUUCUAUUUGUUCGAUGUAUCCCAACGGCGGUCUUCCUCUUCUUAUUUUUCUUUCUGGCACUAUUUGCCUAUUUUGUGUGGAAAUCUCGAUUUUUCCAUUCUUUCCACAAAUGGUACUAUAUCCGAUUCUUUUUUUUUCUCUGAUUUUGGCUUUGGUUUAGAACUAGAACCUUUAGCCACGUAAUUGUAUAACUUAUCACUAAGUCAGGGGAGUAAUGUGUAGUGUGUGUGUUGAGUAAGUGCCUUGUUACUUUGCAAAGUCGACGUCAUUGAUAUAUCUUAAAGUUACAUAUUCUUUUCCAAGUUACAUUUUCAUUUGCUCCUUUGAAUAUGUGUCAAAAGGCUUUUUCUUUCAAAGGUAGCUAAUGAUCUUUCCUCACUUUUAGAAAGUGUCAAGGUUUCUGAACCAUAUGUGAGUACUGAUCUUAUUAAGGUUUUGUAUAUUCGGCAUUUUGUUUUUUUCUUGCGAUGUUACAUGUUACCUGAUCUGUCUAAAUAAGCCAUGUAACUUGUUUAUUGGCAAAGAAGAUUAGACGUUAGAGUUAUCAGACCUAACUUGUGCUCCUACGUUUGUAAAGUUUUUACACCCUCAAUGUUGUAUUUUCCUAUGAUUAGGUUUUGUAGUUGCCUUAUUUCUGCAUUGCUAUUUGCAUUAGUGUUUCUUUGUUUACGUUUUCUCUAUUAUGUUUUCGAAGGAUUUACUUUUUCUCUUUAAUCAGUUGUCUCCUAUUUUACUUCUUCUUCUUCUUCUAGUACCGACUUCACUAAUGAAGGUUGAUAACCAUUAUAAAUUCAUCGCUACCUUCUGCUUUUCUGAAAAGCGUAUGUGUGUUUAACCCGGUCCAGUCGCGAAUGGUUUUCAGCCAGGAUAUUUGAGGAGCUAAGUAUGAAAGACGGACUACUCCAUUUUGUACUUUUUUCAGGAAAGCUGAAAAACUGCAGCGCGUUAUAUUAUCUACAUCCAAUUGUGAUUUUUUUAUGAAUAUACUUCUAACGUCUCUUAAUACAUUUGAAUAACGAAAAUGUAAAUACUUUUAUGUUUUAUUCCUUAAAAUCAAUAACGAAAAUGGAGUUGGCCGAUAUUGCAACCACGUUCUGGAGCUGUCCGUUUUUGAACCCAAUUUCGAACCUAAACGAAUUAUUUUUGUCGACUUAUCUCUUCCUGGCUUCAUUUUUAGGCGCACUUGCAUUUUUCGGAAAAAUAUCUCAAAUAAUAAUAAAAAAACACGAAAACGGUUUAAAUAACGUCGUAAAUUGUUGCAAACUUGAAACGCAAUGUAGUAAAAACUCAGUAGGUUUGUUCUAGUGCGCAUGGCAACUUGACGGAAAUACUACCUUUCAAUUGGCUGUAACGAAGUAGUCCUAUUCUGCUACAAAAUCAAGUUGGAGCUGUCCGUUUCUGAAACUGAUGCUCGUUUUAAAAUGUAAUUUCUUGCAUGUUCUAGCCGCUUUUGAAACUAAAGCAAUUCAGAUUUGAAUUCUGUGUGAAAAAUUCUAUAAGACUGUACCAUUAACUCAAUUUUGAAAAAAAUGUAGUUGUCCGUCUUUUCCUUCGAUUUUACCUCUCACAAUCAGCUGUAGGGACUCGUACUUAUCAUUUUUAAGUAUGUGCCCCAAAUAUGCUCUUUUUCUCUUUUGAAUUUUAAUCUGUUUUACUUAGUUGUUUAUAGUCCUCCUCGUCUUGUCGGGAUCUGUGUCACAAGUGCAAAAGUAAAUAUGUAUUAUUUUUUCUUUCUGUUAUAAUCGCACAGUCUUCGUCAAACCAGUCAUUAGUUCAUGUUGCUCUUUUUACAUCUGCCAUGCCUUCUUUAGCUGCUUUUUUAUUAUGUUUCUGUACUCUUCCCACUCCUCAUUUACGUUUUCAUGUAUUAUUAUUGUAGGAUGAAUUACCUUGGUCUAUAAAACGGGCGUUCAGAUUUAUGCAACAAUUAUAGAAGAACCAGGGCAGUAUGACAAACAUUAUUUGUGUAGAUUACAGCAUCAAUAAUAAUAUCGUAUGGCAUCUUUGCCGGGGAAAUACUUUUGGAUUUUUCCGGCGCCAAUUGCAUCUUUAACCUUGUUUGAAGUAACUAAUCCAGGGGGACCGACUCUUUAACGUACCCUCCGAAGCACGGUGAACGGCUCGUAUCAUAGAAAUAAAAAUGUUGUUGGUGCCGAGAAUCGAGAAUCGGCUUAUAAAGCCAGUACCUUGCCGCUAGCUAUUGCUACGACUAGCUACUGGCUACGACCGUCCACAACAACAACACCAAUGAAGUAGCAGAACAAAACCGAUUUUGAGCAGUAUAAGCAACGAUAGAUAUAACAUUAUCUUUCUAUCAACUAAUCAAAAAAAAGAGUCGAAGAUUCACAGAAAAUUCAGUCUCUAAAAUAAAAUAUGUUAAACAUCUAUCAAAAAGAUUUAACGUAAUGACAAUAUUGCUGCCCUCCCCACUGUUAAGUAUAUAAAAAGAGCUAUGAAAAACUGGAAAAUAGUAGCAAAAGAUGCACUCGUGGGCUUACAAAUAUAUAUAGGUAAUAUAUUAUGCAGAUGACCAAAUAUUAAUAGCUUAUGAUGAAGAAGACUAAAAAUGGAAGCUAGAAAUGAGCAUAACUAAAUAAAUGUGGAUUUUAUUGAUUGCAUUGUUUAUUUUUUGAUUUUUACCUGCUGCGUGAAUUAUUAUUUUUUCUUUUCGAUUCAUUUGUAGAUAUAAACUUUUUAGCAUUUUUAUUUUUUUCUAAUCGUACGAUACCCUCUCUGUACAGGUUACAUAAUAAUGUAUUAAACAAAUAAUAUUUUUGAAAGAACUACUUUAUUCUUUAUUAAUUAAGAAAAUAUACCAAUGUCUAUACUCAAGAGUAUGAACUCCAAAGACUGAUUUACCUCGUUAGUAUGUUUUAAUACUGAAUAUGUAAAAUCUCCUAAUUUAAUAAAUAUAUUUUGUUAAUUAAAA
Molecule: messenger RNA, 5698 nt
Organism: Diabrotica virgifera virgifera (western corn rootworm)
Lineage: Eukaryota; Metazoa; Arthropoda; Insecta; Coleoptera; Chrysomelidae
Product: facilitated trehalose transporter Tret1
Exons: 2
Coding region: 135-1538 (467 amino acids)
Biological process (GO): transmembrane transport; carbohydrate transport
Cellular component (GO): membrane
Molecular function (GO): sugar transmembrane transporter activity
Source: RefSeq, a predicted model, not a curated record